Molecule: messenger RNA, 1476 nt
Organism: Corylus avellana
Lineage: Eukaryota; Viridiplantae; Streptophyta; Magnoliopsida; Fagales; Betulaceae
Source: RefSeq, a predicted model, not a curated record
AUGGAAUAUGAGCCGAUUAAUUACCUCUUCAACCCCAGUUCCAUUGACGAACUCCAUGAAUGUAGCUUGGAAGCUGCUUUUUCCUUUGAAAGGGAAGAUUUGUUCUCCCUGAACACCGUCCCAGAUGGUGCAAUUGAUGAUGAUGACGACUGCCUGGAAAGAUUGCUCCAGCUUGAGGAAGAUCAGCUGGUGGAAUUUGAUUCCAUCUGCCAAGAUACAGUAAUGGAUCUUGAUCGGUGUGGUUUAGAAAUUGGAUCAGAUGAUCAUGGAAUGACCGAAGAAAACCAAGAAAACUUGAGUGUAUCCACAGAAGGAAAUUCCCCUUUAAGGGGAGUUCAAGAAGAGCUGAUGCAAGAAAGCAGCUUGACCGAUCUGCUAUUGAUGGGAGCUGAAGCUGUUGAAGCCAAAAACUGGCUUCUUGCUUCAGCUGCGGUUGAGAAGCUUAACUAUCUCUUAAUUGAUACAGAGAAUGGUUAUGGAGAUGAUUUAUUUAAAAGGUUGGCUCUUUUCUUCACUCGAGCCCUGCAUUACAUGAGCAUUAAUGCUCUUGAAAUAAGAUCACGAGACGUAGAAGAGCACAAUAACACUAUUUUUGCCUUUCAGAUUCUCCAGGAACUCUCUCCUUUUGUGAAAUUUGCGCAUUUUACGGCGAACCAAGCGAUCAUUGAGGCGACACGAGGCGAUCGGGAGGUUCAUGUCGUUGAUUUCGACAUCAUGGAGGGGAUCCAAUGGCCGCCGCUAAUGGUUGAGCUUGCAAUGAGCAAGGAGAUUGUUUUCAGAGUGACAGCAAUCAUAGUGGACAAGAGAAAUGGUGUCCAUGUUGAACAGACAGGAAGAAGGCUGAGAGAGUAUGCAGAUUCAAUCAAUCUUCCCUUCAUGUUUGAUCAGAUGGUGAUGGAAAGAGAAGAAGAUUUUGAAAGAAUGAAAGUUGGUAAUACUUUCAUAGCCAAUUGCAUGAUUCACCAACUCCACAUGCCCAACAGAACAUUUUCAAUGCUCAAAAACUUCCUGGGUGGUAUGAUCAAAUUGUCCCCAAAGAUUCUUAUUUUAGUAGAGGAAGAAUUGUUCAAUUUUGGAAGAAUCCAAUCAAUGUCCUUUGUAGAGUUCUUCUGUGAGGCACUUCACCAUUACACUGCACUUACAGACUCACUGGUCAACAGCUACUCUGGUGUGUACAAAAUGUGGUUAAGAUUGCUAGAGAAGGAGUUUUUGGGGAGUAGAAUCUUAGAGAGCUUAAAUCAGUUUUCCAGUAAUGAGGAGGAGAGAAUGCAGUGGAGAUCAGAGGGAUUUGCUUCAUUGAAGGGAUUCAGGAGAAUCCCAGUGAGUUCUUGUAAUAUUUCUCAAGCAAAAUCCUUGGUGAGCUUGUAUAGUGGGGGGUAUUGGGUGAAACAUGAGAAAUGCAGGUUGGCAUUGUGUUGGAAGUCAAGGCCAAUGACAGCAGCAUCCAUUUGGGUGCCAAAAACAAAAAGAAGGUGA